AUGAAAUACACUUUAGAAGACCAAGUCGUGCUAAUCACUGGUGGCUCGCAAGGUCUGGGGAAAGAAUUUGCGAAAAAAUACUACAAUGAGGCUGAAAACACAAAAAUCAUUGUCGUCAGUAGGUCGGAGGCCAAAUUGCUCGAUACAUGCAAUGAGAUUAGGCUUGAAGCUCACUUGAGAAAGGAGACUAUAGACGAGGGCCAGGUGCAACACAAAUUGGCCGCGCCAUUGGACCCUGAGCAGCGGUUGUUUUACUACCCAUGCGACUUGUCUUGCUACGAGUCCGUGGAAUGCUUGUUCGACGUCUUGAGGGACCUGGAUUUGCUUCCCACGCAAACGUUAUGCUGCGCAGGUGGGUCUGUUCCCAAGCUAUUCCGUGGGUUAAGCGGAAAUGAAUUGAGCCAAGGCAUGGACAUUAACUAUAAGACAACUUUGAACGUGGCUCACCAGGUGGCUCUUGCUGAACAAACCAGGGAGCACCACCUCAUCAUAUUUUCGAGUGUCACCGCCCUAUACCCCUUUGUAGGCUAUUCUCAGUAUGCCCCCGCAAAAGCUGCUAUGAAAUCACUCGUAGCGAUACUGAGACAAGAACUAACAAACUUCCGUAUCAGUUGUGUUUACCCCGGGAACUUCGAGAGCGAAGGCUUCACUCUGGAACAGGUAACCAAACCGGAAAUCACGAAGUUGAUAGAAGGCCCUUCUGACGCCAUUCCAUGUAAGCAAGCAUGUGAUAUUAUUGCCAAGUCAUUGGCCGGAGGCCACGAUGAUGUCUUUACAGAUUUCGUCGGGUGGAUGAUAAUGGGAAUGGACCUGGGGCUUACCGUCAAGAAAAGUCGCUUUGUCGCGUUGCAAUGGGUUUUCGGUGUCCUAUCGAACAUCUUGGUCGUGCCCUUCUACAUGUUCGGCUGUUCCUGGUAUAUCAGAAAAUGGUUCCGUGAAAACGAUGGCAAGAAGGCCAAUUGA
Messenger RNA from Saccharomyces kudriavzevii IFO 1802, 963 nucleotides. RefSeq names its product 3-dehydrosphinganine reductase (gene TSC10). The coding region runs from base 1 to 963 and encodes 320 amino acids. Gene Ontology annotation, biological process: sphingolipid biosynthetic process. Gene Ontology annotation, molecular function: 3-dehydrosphinganine reductase activity. Lineage: Eukaryota; Fungi; Ascomycota; Saccharomycetes; Saccharomycetales; Saccharomycetaceae. The transcript has a single exon. The record is from RefSeq and is a predicted model, not a curated record. Gene Ontology annotation, cellular component: endoplasmic reticulum membrane.